UUAAACUGGAGCAUGAAGGCAGUGUUGUCCACGUGUGCUGGGAGAGCGGGCCUGGGGCUGAGGGCAUCGCGCUCCGGGCCGUGUGUGCCCUCGGGGGCCGGUCUGUGCCCCCAGGGCCAGCGGGGCCCGUGUGUACCGGCACAGUCGGCGGUGCUGCUGGGGGGGUCGGUGCCGCUGGGCUGGCCCGGCUGUGCCCAGGACCAUGAGGGGCUUGGGGGGGGGUCUCACCCCCGGCACGGCUGUGACCGGGCGCCCAUCCCUGGCCCCAGUUCAGAGGGGCCGGGUCCCGGUUACCCCCGGGACGCCCUGCGUGGGGCUGGAUCCCUGCUCCCCGCGGGCAGGGCAGUGCCGGGGCGGGCGGGGCCGCUCUGGCCCCGGUGGCAGGGCCGAGACGUGUCGGCUACGUGGCCCCGGGGCGGGGCGGGCGGCAGCGACACGCGAACGGGGCUGGGUGAGCGGGUACCGGGGGACACCGGCGGUACCGGGUCGGGCGCGUGCUGGGUGAGCGGGUACCGGGGGAGCGCUGGGUGCGGCGCGCUCCGCGUUCCCCGCGCGCCCUCCCACCCGUGCGAGCGCAUCCCCGCCGUGCUGGAACCGGGGCAGCUCCCGGAGCCCCCGCCCCUCUCCCAGCGCCGGGUUCCCUCGGGCCCUCCCGCCGACCCCCGGGCAGGGCCAGCCCCGGUGUUCCCGGUGUUCCCGUCCCGCCGCAGCCCGAGGUGGCGGGUGAGGAACCUGCCGGUGAUGCUGAUCCUGCUGCUGCUGCUGGGGCCAGCGGCCUGGGCCGCCCCCAGGGAGGGGACCAACAGGCCUGAGCCCCCCGUGGCCACAAUCGUGGAUCUGUACCCUGACCCGCUGAGCCUGGAGUCACCUGCACUGCUGCUGCUGCGGAGCGCAGUGCGGAGCCUGGGGCCACCACAGCAGGACGUGGAGGCCAUGACACGGGAGCAGGCCCUGCUCUACCUCUUUGUGCUCCAUGACCACGACCAGAGCAGGCGCCUGGAUGGGCUGGAGCUGCUGCAGUUACUUGGCACGGUGCUGGCACAGGCUGGGGGGCAGCCAGACCCUGACAUGGUGGCUGCACUGGUGGACCAAGCCCUGGCAACGCAGGACCUGAAUGGGGAUGGGCUGCUGGACCCCUCUGAGCUGCUGGACCCCCCUGAGGUGCUCUUGCCUGGCCAGGAUCAGGGACCCCCAGGACAGCCCCCCCUCGAGCAGCAGGCAGGGGCUGGGGCUGGGGCUGCGGCUGCGGCUGGGGCUGGGGGAGGCGCAGCAUUGCCCAGGCAGGACCUGGAGUUGAGAAGCCCAGGACAGGCAGCCACUGAGGCUGGAGAUCCCAAGGUGGAAUCUCUCAGGGUGGAAUCUCCCAGUGCUGAGGCCUUGGAGGCAGAAGUCAUCCCUGAGGCCAAAGCCCCCAGUACUGAUGCCACAGAGGAAGAGGAAGCCCCUGAGGCUGAAGCCCCUGAGGAGCAGGCAGCCCCAGCCUGGAGGGACCAUGGGGAGGGGUAGGCAGUGGGGACUGUGGGAUGCAAUGCCCUGCCUGCUCCCUGCCCGACUCAGAGUGGCAGGGGGAUGCCCCAUGGCCAGGCUGCUGGGCCCAAGGAGGGCUGGGGGCAUGUGCUCCCCUCUGUCAUGCAUCGGAUGAGGAAUAGAGGCACUGCUGGUGA
This is a messenger RNA of Parus major (Great Tit), 1664 nucleotides long. It is a transcript of the gene CGREF1, whose product is annotated as cell growth regulator with EF-hand domain 1. Lineage: Eukaryota; Metazoa; Chordata; Aves; Passeriformes; Paridae. The record is from RefSeq and is a predicted model, not a curated record. The transcript is spliced from 5 exons. Bases 13 to 1506 code for a protein of 497 amino acids.